This is a messenger RNA of Akanthomyces muscarius, 1410 nucleotides long. RefSeq lists its product as uncharacterized. The transcript has a single exon. NCBI's taxonomy places the organism in Eukaryota, Fungi, Ascomycota, Sordariomycetes, Hypocreales, Cordycipitaceae. The record is from RefSeq and is a predicted model, not a curated record. Gene Ontology annotation, cellular component: endoplasmic reticulum membrane. Gene Ontology annotation, biological process: intracellular calcium ion homeostasis. Gene Ontology annotation, molecular function: enzyme regulator activity. The coding region runs from base 1 to 1410 and encodes 469 amino acids.
AUGCCGCGACCCAACGAGGGCGUCUACGCCACGCCGCUGCUCGCCAAGCCCGAAAACGACCAUGGCCACGAGCACCACGACGCCGCCGAGCGCGGCCGCUCCAACGGCACCCUCACCCCCAACGGCCGCGCCGUGCCCGCCAUCACGCCCCGCCCGGCUCUAUCCCGUCGCUCGACGGCGAUGCGCUCGCGGAGCCCGCGCGGGUACGCCGCCGAGCAGGCCGCGCGCAAAAAGUACACCUACGCCGCCUUCUUCCUCGCCGUGUCGCUCGUGUCCUUUUGCAUCCAGACGGAGCUGAGCGCGUACAUCCAGCACGACCUCGGCUGGGACAAGGCCUACUGCAUGAUGUACUUUACGCACAGCUCGUGGAUCGUGCUCUGGCCCGCGCAGCUGCUCAUCCUGCGCCUGCAGAAGCUCGACCAGCCGUGGCCCGUCUUCUGGCGGCGCCACACGCAGCUGCUCAAGUCCACGGCCCUCAUGGUCGAGAUGCAGACGCUCGACGUGUUUGGCGCCACGCUCCAGUACAGCGCGCGCUCCGUCCGCUACAUGCUCCGCAUCACGGCCCUCGUCACCACGGCCCUCACCGUCGCCGGCCUCAGCUGGUACAUUGCUGUCAGCAUGACGACGCCCUCGGACCUAACGGCCAUCUACAACUGCUCCGCCUUUUUCGCCUACGCCUUUUCCGUGCCCAUCCUGCGCGAGCCCCUGCGCCUCGACAAGUCCGUCGCCGUGCUCAUUGCCAUCUUUGGCGUCCUCGUCGUCGCGUACGGCGACACGGGCGGUUCCACCACCGAAGGCGAGGUCGGCAAGGCGACGACCAGAAGCUCCGGGCCCAACGCCGACACGGCCGAGAACCGCUUCCUCGGCAACAUGGUCAUUGGCUUCGGCUCCGUGCUCUACGGCCUGUACGAGGUCAUGUACAAGCGCUUCGCCUGUCCGCCCGACGGCGUGUCGCCCGGGCGCGGCAUGAUCUUUGCCAACACGUUUGGCUCGCUCAUCGGCCUCUUCACGCUGACGGUGCUGUGGAUCCCGCUCCCGCUGCUCAACGCGGCCGGCCUGGAGAAGUUUGCGCUGCCCGACGCCGCGACGGCGCGCCUCGUGCUCAUGGCCGUGCUGUGCAACGCCAUCUUCAGCGGCUCCUUUCUCGUCCUCAUCUCGCUCACGUCGCCCGUGCUGUCGUCGGUCGCCGCGCUGCUCACCAUCUUCAUCGUCGCCCUCGCCGACUGGGCCCUCACGGGGCAGCCCCUCAGCGGCGCCGCCAUGCUCGGCGGCUCCAUGAUCAUCGUCGCCUUUCUGGCGCUCAGCUGGAGCACGUACCGCGAGAUGACGGAGCACGAGGCGCAGAAGCUGGCCGUCGACCUGACGGACAGCGACGACGAGGACGGCAACCUGAGCGGAAGCGAUGCAUGA